AUGUUACGCUGUCUGCUGCUUUAUCUCAUAGUGAAUUACAAUUUCGAGUGUCUAGUGUCGAUAAAAGUCCCGGUCAGAGACCCCGAAGUUCGCAAAAACGAGCCUCCAGAUCACAUAAUUCCAUACACGUCGCACGAACAUGUUCCCGAACCAAAAUACGUCCCCGGAAAUUGGCUAAAACCUUUAAAGAACCGCACAAAAUUGGGUUUUACCCCACAAAGACUCUACUCCCAGGUCCGGAGAUCGAGUUCUGUGAAGAAAGUCCCCCGGAAAGAGGCCCUAAGAAGGGCCCAGACCGAUGUCGAGAAGGAAGAAGCUGCCAGGUUGAAGGAAAGUGUCAGUGACAAGAAGAUCAACACCUUUUACACUGAAGAAGGCUUCGAAGAUGCUGCCUAUGACCACGCCGGACACAUCAGGGAUGCUGAUUUUAAAGAAAAUUAUGAACAGGACCAAGGAAAGCAUAGGGCCAAGGGUUUGGAAUUGAAGGGAGAAAGUGAAGAUAGUGAUAGUGAAGAAGAACCAAGAAAGAACUUUUACAAUUCGUGGCAGGAAUCUGGUGAGCGGACUAGAACUAAGAAUAGAUUUGAUGAUGAUGGUAGAAAUAGAGGAAGGUAUGAUAAGAUUGUGUAUCCGAGGAAGAAUUCUGGAGGAUAUGGAGUGAGUCCUAGAUUGAUCGUGGAAAACGAGAUAGAUUUGCUGGAGAAGGAUAUCGAAAGGGAAGAAAAAGAAGCUGAAAAGGGAGCCGAGGCAGAAAUUCCGGAAAAUUUGAGGGAGCUGAAGGAUUCUGAUUAUGAUGAAGAAGAAGAAGAGGUUGGUAGGUCUUCUGAGGAUUAUCAGGAUGAUGAGGAUUCUUUUGAGUACAGUGGAAGCUCGGGGUUUAGGAUUGUUGCUGCUGAACAUCCUGCUACAACAACAGCUAAAAGUGUUGAUACUUAUGUCGGCAGUGUCUAUACGACAACAUUGCCAAAAAGAAGCUUGGAAAAGCAAGUUUUGGUUGUUAAUGCACCGAAUUUUGAUAGGAGAGAAGAGAAGAAGGUCCAAAAUUUGGAGCGGUCGGAAGAGAAUUAUGUCUAUCCAACCCUGGCGCAGAUUUAUGAAACUUGGAAGCGGAGGGGAGUCGAAAGGAUGUACGAAUCUGGAGGAGAAUCUGCGGAGGAUGUUGAUAAGAAACUGAAUAGAGUGGACGAAAUAAAGAAGCCUAAGAAAACGUAUUUGGUGAUGGUGAGACCCAAGAUGGAGAACAACGGAACGAAUCUGGAGCCGAAGAAGAAAUCGGUUUUUUCGACGACAGAAAGUGGGCUGCAAGAAAAUGCUAAGCCAGUUCCUAGUUACCGUUAUCAGAGAAAACAGAAGGAAUCUCGGCUGGAUCGUAAUAGGGACAAAUUGCUAGCUAUGACUAAAAUGGUUCCGCCUUCGCUGACCAGCAGGAGCGAGUACGCAGAGUAUCACAAUCUUCGGAGAAAUGGGAGUACUCAACCGCAGCACGAUCAGCCUCGGAUGAUUAAGGCUCUUAGUCAUCAAUCGGCGUUACGGUUCGGUGGAUCGCGACCGCGUUAUUUAGUGACAGGCCGUGAAAAAGGUGACAAUGAGAAAGUAUCGGAAGGUUGGAAGAAUAAUCGGUUUAUCUCGAGGAAGUUUGUCAUUCUGAGGAAAAAACGGGGAGUGUUCAGUGCGCCGAUUGUGGUUGAUGAGGUUGUUGAUGGUGAGUUGGACAAACGGUUUCCUGAAAAUGGGGAGGAUCGUAGUGGUAAAGAGAGCUUGGAGGUAAGUCAGGAAGAAGAAGAAGAAGGAAAGGUUGAGGUCGAAGUGCCGGAAUUCAAUUAUGCAGAAGUCGUUGCUCAAAAUAAUAAGUCCAAGAAUGCAAGUAAUGAUAAGGGUGAUGCCGAUGCUAGGAUUGAUGAAGAGAAGUAUCCUUUUUAUAACUUAAUGGAGCAUUCAACGGCAUUGAAGUAUGUAAUCAACCCCAGUUUUGUUCCAAGGAAGACUUUGGGAGGUUCGGAAUUCUACGAUUCGAGGGACAAGUACAUGAGCUGUGAAGAUGUGGAGCCUGAAUUGUCGGAAGAAGUCCCAGAGAAGGAACCAGGAACUACGGAGAAGAAUCUUCCGAGAUUGAAGGGGUUGGGAGACAAGCUGCUGUGCUUGAAGGAGAAGUACUUUGACGAAGAGCCAUUAGACAAUCCGCUGUUUGUGGAGAAGCAGAUAGAACCUCCGACAGUGCCUACAGAACUGGACCCAGAAGCAUUGAGAGCUAGGUUUGAAGGCUUGACGGAAGACUAUGAAGACAAUUCGCUGCGCAGAAUGUCAGGUCCGGUUGACCUUAGGUCUGUAGAAAGCAGAAUUGAAGAGCGUGGUGAUAAACAAGAAGGGAAGUGGAACAAUCAUGCUAAGAAGUAUCGAAAGCGAAAGCGAGUUUCUCCUACACUUUCGCCCUAUCAGAGGGAAGUUUAUGAUGAUGUGAUGGGGACGAUCAAGAACUUGGCGACGAUGUACAAAGGAGUUCAUGUUCUGAGCACCCGCCCUCCUCCGAAGAAGAAGCGGCAGGAUUCUAGGGAGAAGAAUGACCAGGUGAGGAUCAACACUAGUUCCAGAGAUGUUGUGGUUCCUUUAAGAGGGAGGACCAGGCAUCCGAAACUUGGAGGGUACAGGACAAACAGGGUCAGUUAUCGGACCAGGCCGAUGGUGAAAGGAUUUAAAGGAACGGACGGAAAGGUCGUGGGGUUCUUUAAGACUGUAAGGGUCCACAAGAGGGAUUUAAGGAAUGUUGAGUCUAAUUUAAAGAAUGUGGGGAGUUUUGAUUCGAGGAAGAUUAGGAAUGUUUCUAAUUCUGGGGUAAAAGGGAAGAAUUUGAGCAGAGAGGACAAAAAUUCCCGGCCCAGAGGAGCAGUCAGGUUCGGGAGGUUCCAGGACCCUGAGAGUCAAGGGAGGAGAAAUGAACCUAGAUACACUGCAGUGAGGAAGUUUGAUGAGGUGUAUGAAGUUGAGACCAAGGGGCAGGAGCCCAAGAAGGAGGUGGACCGAUAUGAUGUUCAUGAAGACGUUCAGGAAGCUCCUGAGAAGGUUGAGGAAGGGAAGGAGAUUUACAGACCUGCUGCGAAUGAGAAUACGGAGAAUGAGGAUACUGGAAGGAAGGAAGAUGAUGAAGAGGAGGAGGAGGAGGAGGAGGAGGAGGAAUAUGAAGCCAGCAGUGGGGAUGAAGAAGAGGAGGAUGAAAAUGAUGGGUCAGAAUAUGUUGAAGACUCAGGAUCCAAAUCGGAGUCAGAAGAAGCAUCUGCGGAUGCAGAAAGGAAUUACGAAGAAAUGUCUGAAGGAGAAAAGGAGUUUGAAAGGUUCAGUUACAGGCCUUUUUCGUCUUAUGAGAGUUACUAUGACCCAAAGUAUGCGAGCCUAGGGCCGAGGGUCAAUAAGCCUGCCUUCCAUCAUCCCUCUUUUGAUUCAUUAGAGUCAAAGAAGAAAGACUCGGAGGAAUCUGGAGAAUACGUUUUUCCGUGGCAUGAAGAUGAGGAAGACGCUUCUGAGGAAUCUAGGAAGCAUGAACGGUUCACGGGAAGGCACGAGUACCCUUGGGAACGCCGAGAUAGGGUGAGGAGAGAGCGGGGGAAGAAAUAUGGGCCUGAGUGGAGUCCUUCGGAGAGCAAGACUUAUUUUAGGAAAGCUUAUCCUUGGGAGAGGUAUUCUGUGCCUUGGAAGUAUGGAGGCAGGAGGGGACAUUUCUGGCCUGAUGAAGAUGAAGGGGAAAGGGAUGGUAAGGACAUGUAUCCUAAAUCUGGGUUCCGGUUCAAGAAGCUGAUAGGCAAGGGAAGAAAAGUUGAUCCUUCGACGACUUCAACGCCGCAAAUUCCUGCGACUGAAGAAAUGUCUAAGGUUGAAGCUACGACUCCACUGAUUUUGUCAACGACGAUGACAUCGCCGAUUGCUUACACGAUUAGGCCCAGGGUUAGGAGGCCGGUCACCCAGAGAAGCAUUGAAAGCUUGAAGGAAGAUCAGGCGAAAGCACAUUCCAGCCCCAGGGCAGUAAAAACGGUGCCUGAAUUCAGGAAAUUGGUGAACAGGGGAACUAUCAAAGCGAAUAGUUCGAAUUUGGAAGUUGCGGGUGGUCAAAGAAUUUGGGGAGGUGCUACGACUAGGCCGCCUUCUAGAAAGUUUUUAGAUAAUACAACGCCGUCUUCGAGGAAAGUGGAGCAUCGGUCAAAAGUUUCCAAAGAAGAGAUCAUCACGAUGUCGUUUCCAAAAAUGGGUAGUGAUGCAGAAGUGAAAGACAACUCAUCUGCCGGGAAAAUCGUCCAGAAAGUUUCAAUCCUCACCAAAGAAACUCCAGAGCACAUUUACCGCACCCAAGAAAUAGACAAGAAUGGCGUUAGGGACACUAUUAUUUCAGUUAUUCCGAAUAAUAGAACCGGUUCGCUUGAGUCCAUGUCUAUCGACCGGCUUGAUAUUAAUAGUAAUGACGGUAAUGAUAAUAAUAAUGGUAAUAAUGAACAGUAUAGACUAGAUAUUAGCUUACCGUUGAACAAAAAUCUCCAGUUGACUGAGCACGGCACUCGGAAACCGAGACCUUGUACUGAAAUAAUUGCUCCGGUCAAUAAUCCUGACCAGGUGACCCCGACCCAAUUUAAUUAUUCAAAACAAAAUAAGAUUGAAGAAGAAAUAACAGAAGAAAAAGAAGAAGAAAAAGAAGAAGAAGGAGGAGCGAACAAUGAAAAUAUGGAAAUGGAUCAAGUAGUCUAG
Cotesia congregata is the source of this 4725-nucleotide messenger RNA. NCBI's taxonomy places the organism in Eukaryota, Metazoa, Arthropoda, Insecta, Hymenoptera, Braconidae. The record is from the annotation of a GenBank genome assembly.